Molecule: messenger RNA, 616 nt
Organism: Formica exsecta
Lineage: Eukaryota; Metazoa; Arthropoda; Insecta; Hymenoptera; Formicidae
Product: mitochondrial import inner membrane translocase subunit TIM14
Exons: 3
Coding region: 122-463 (113 amino acids)
Biological process (GO): protein import into mitochondrial matrix
Cellular component (GO): PAM complex, Tim23 associated import motor
Molecular function (GO): ATPase activator activity
Source: RefSeq, a predicted model, not a curated record
AACAGCUGUAGAUGGAGCGAAUGUAGCACAAUGUAGCUCGUUAGGUUAGCACGCAUUAGCUUAAUAUUUUUCCUCCUGGUAUAUAUACAAAAUUACAUCCGCUGUUUCGAAACUAAAUAAAAUGGCGAGUACUGCUGUGGCAGCAGGUAUUGGCCUCGCUGCUGUGGGCUUUGCCGGUCGUUAUUUGCUCAAGAGAAUGCCAAAUUUAUCGCAGAAGAUGGCUGAGACGGUGAAGAAGCUAGAUUCCCAGUCAAUAGCGAACAACAAGUAUUAUAAGGGUGGUUUUGAUCCAAAAAUGACUAAGCGAGAAGCUAAACUAAUCUUGGGGGUGUCGCCCACAGCUAGUAAAGGGAAAAUAAAGGAUCAAUUUAAAAAAGUUAUGUCUGUAAAUCAUCCAGAUCGUGGUGGUUCUCCAUAUAUUGCUGCAAAAAUUAAUGAGGCAAAGGAUUUACUUGACAAAUAAUAAAACGAGAUUAUGUAGUACACAUUUGUAAUAUAUCUGAUUUUUAUGUUACUUUAGGAACCAAAUUUUAAUGUAUAUAGUUAUUAAUAUUAUUUUAUCUUGUAUAUUAUCUACUCUCUAUAAUAAAUAAGCUAUUUUUUUGAAGCUGGAUAC